AUGCUAAGUUUUCGACAGGCUGCUCUCAGAUCUGGUUCUACAACCGCCAUCACUAUUUCACCCACACUAAGAUCCAGUCAUACUCUACGACCGCUUAUGAGAACCGAUACUUUCAUUUUAAAUCCUCUAGCUCUUGGUACGUAUUCACAGAUUCACAUGCUCCAAUCCCCAAGGCACAAGUGGUUUCCGAGCAGUUCAACUUACCUUGAUUGGAAAGAUGUUCCAUCAGGAGGGACGAAGCAUGGAUGCGGAGUUCCUGUUCACUUUUGGAACAACCCUACAUUUACCGAGAUCAGUGAAGCAUUAGGAACAGUCACAAACAUUGAGGCAAGAAAAGCUAGAUUUCAAGUCUCGAUCAACGCCUAUGCUCCUUUACAGUUUGAACGAAAGAGUGGGCUUUUCAAAUGGAGAUACCGGGAGCGUCAAGCUGACCUACAAAGAUUUACAAAGAUAUUGCUUCACUUAGAAGAGGAUCUCAGGAGACCAAGGGAGAACAGAUACAACACAACUCAGAACCAGACUUGGCGACCAAAACAAAAGGAAGAAACAAGGUAUCGACAGCUGGAUACUCCUAACUCUAGAGUAUCAGAUAAGAACAGGGGUUCCGUGGACACCAGAGCAUAUUGCCAAAGAACGGUGACGGAUAUACCAAACAACAAAGUGGAGAUUGGCACCAAGGCGAAUGAUCUUCUGAUUACCUACCCUCGCGACACUGAACCUGAAACAAUCGGGAAGACGAAAGGAAAAGCUCUAGCGGUGGAACUUUCCAAAUCAGAAAAGCUCCAGCAGUUCUUGCAACAGAAUCCCCAGCCUGGAAACCUUACUAUUCGAGAACAGUCUAACCCGAUAGUUCCACCGGUUUCAAAGAGCUUUGACAGCCCCAACACAGAACAAAAUCCCAUUGAAAAGAAUAUUGCUGUUACGCCGAUAGCUGAUGAUCUGAUGGAGGAACCAGAGGAAGGAGAACUCACUCAGGCUGAGAUAAACAACAUGAUCAACGAGCUAGCGGAUUCUGUUCUAGAUGAAAAAAUGCUGGAAAAUGACGACUUACUAGGGGAAGAACUGGGAGAGGAAAUGGGAUCUGAUGAUGAUUUGAUAGAAACUCUCUCUUAG
This is a messenger RNA of Microthlaspi erraticum, 1113 nucleotides long. Lineage: Eukaryota; Viridiplantae; Streptophyta; Magnoliopsida; Brassicales; Brassicaceae. The record is from the annotation of a GenBank genome assembly.